Messenger RNA from Anopheles aquasalis, 981 nucleotides. Its product is annotated as ankyrin repeat and KH domain-containing protein mask-like. The record is from RefSeq and is a predicted model, not a curated record. NCBI's taxonomy places the organism in Eukaryota, Metazoa, Arthropoda, Insecta, Diptera, Culicidae.
AUGAGAACCGCCACUAUCGCAACGAUCGCCGUCGCAAUGCUGAUGUGCAUCGAGGGCAUUGCGGCUCGAUCGCCACUGGAUCGCCAGAAGGAUUAUGAUUACGAUUACGAUGGCAAUAGCGGAAGUAGCGGCGGCGGUGGAGGUGGCUACAGCAGCAGCUACUCGCCGAAAUCCGGUUACAGUGCUGGUAGUGGCUUGCGCUCGAUCGCCCAAGGAUCAGCCGAUCAGGCAAACUCGGCCGUUGCCAAUCAGCACGCGGCAGCCAAGCAGGCAGCUUACGUGGCCCAGAACACGUUGGCUCAGGCAGCAGCUCAGGCGGCCGCUACGGCGCAGGCCGCCCUCGCCGGCAAACACGUGCUGUUGCAGGGUCUGGAGCAGCAGAACCUUGAGGCCCACCAGGCACUGGACGCGGAGAUCCAGCAGCUGCAGCAGGCGAAGCGAUCGGCCAAGGCAGCGCAACAUGCGGCCCAGCAAGCCCUUAACCACGUGCAGGUGCUGACCAGUGCGCUGAACAAUGCCCAGGUUGCGGCCGAACACGCUCAGCAGAGUGCUAGUGAGGCGGCGGCUGAAUUGGCUUCCCAAACGCAGAUGGUCGGUACGGCCAAGUCGCGCGUCGAAGCAAUCGAGGAGCAGCUCAAUGCGGCCCGUGUCGAUUUCGAGGCGACGCAAGAGGCGGCCCACAAGGCAGCUGCCUCGGCACAGGAAGCGCAGAAUAAUGCGGCCGAAGCGGCUGCCCAUGCUGCCAUCCCGAUCGUACACGUCGGUCAAUCGAUCGAGUCAUCGCACGGUGGCCACCAUACGCUCCAGGCCAAGAUCGGCAAGGUCGGCGGCGGCGGCGGCGGUGGUUCCGGUGGCUCCAAGGGUCAUAAGCUGCACUCGUCCGAGGACGAGAUCAACAGUGGCGAGAUCGAGGUGGCCGCUAAUCACAACUACGGUGACUUCAAGGCGUCGCAGCAAGCGUUCAGCUUCGCUGGCUACUGA